GGGAGGGGGCGAGGCGGGGCGCGCGCGCUCGCGGGCGGUUGGCGGCGGCGGGAGCCGAGGCGGGAGCCGAGCGCGCGGGCCGUUCCCCUCAGCGCGCGCGCGCGCGCGCCGCCUUCCCUUCCCCUCCCCUCCCCUCCCCUCCCCCCUUCCCCCCGUCCCGUCCCCGCCGCCAUGUCGGAGGAGAAGCCCAAGGAAGGAGUAAAAACAGAGAAUGAUCACAUCAAUCUAAAAGUUGCUGGCCAGGAUGGUUCUGUGGUCCAGUUCAAAAUAAAAAGGCACACACCUUUAAGCAAGCUGAUGAAGGCUUAUUGCGAGAGGCAGGGCUUGUCAAUGAGGCAGAUUAGAUUCAGAUUUGAUGGACAACCAAUUAAUGAAGCAGACACACCUGCACAGCUGGAGAUGGAAGAUGAAGACACUAUUGAUGUGUUUCAACAACAGACGGGUGGAGUGUGUUAAGAAAUGCCGUCCUUUUGAGAAGAGGAAUUUAAGGAUCCUCAUCACACCUCACUCCCUCAUCUGUGCUUGGAUUUGCUAUUAAAUAGUAAACAAAUGAACAUGCCAAUCACACAGGAUUCUUCUAAAACUUAAGAGGACAUUUACCAAAAUUGCUUUCUUGUCUUUGACGUACUCCGUGUGCAAGUCAAAAUAUUAUCUGCAGGGAUUAUAUCUUAAAUUGGGCCAAUUUGAUUUAAAUUCAGAUUAAGUAAUAUGCGUUGUCUAUCUGCUGUUAUCUUUUUUUUUUCUUUACACCUGUGGCCUAAAUAUUCAUCCAUGUUUGAGGAUGUGGAGUGUUCAUUCCUGGCUCUUGUCGUUCUUGCCCCACAAAUCAUGUAAAUAAUUUAGUAUAUUUUCAUGCCAAUCGUGAGCUUAAAAGUGUCUUCUUCAAAUAUGGCUAAGAGGAGGAGAAGAGCGGCUGACUUAAAAUUUUUAGUAUGUGUUGCAAACACAGUUAGUUCAGAACUCUUAAGCCUAUGACACAAAGUAUACGCAGAUACAAUGCUUAGUAUAGAGUCAGAGUUUGAAAUAUUGCAAAUUUACAUGUGCUUUGUCAUAAUAUGAUAAAGUUGACUGAAAUGUACUUUUUUCAUGCAGAAAUGAGAAUUGUCCUGAAUUAUUGUUGGAAAUGGAGUUAUCAGAGCAGCUGGUCCAAAUCUAACGCUCAUAAUAGAGCAGCAGUAUUUUGUGUUCUAUAAAUUUAUAAAAAAAAGAAGCCCGUCACUGCAACCUUACCCAUUUAUUAAGAUGAAUUUGUAACUUUCCUCUGCUCCUUUUAGUAUGACUCCAGAAACUGUAUCUUUAUUUCUCAGUUGGUACUAGAAAUAUGUGGCCUCAGGUUUCUUUUUAAUACUUGUCUUUGGUAGAUAAACUUGAUCUAUAAAUGAGAAAAAAAAACACUUUUAGUGUCGCCAAGCUGUAUGUGCAGAAAAGCUGUCGAGAGCCUGGUAAGCAAGGAAAUACAUACAUGUGUGUGGGUGGGUGUGCGCGCGCGCGCGUGUGUGUGUGUGUGUGUAUAUAUAUAUAUACAUAUAUAUAUAAAAAUCUUGCAACAAAUUUCUGCUCUACUCCUUCCCAAAAUGUAUGGAAUUUUAAAUGCAUUUGUGUGAUGAGUUUGAGCUCCUUAUGAAGUGUGAAAUCUAUUUCAAGUGAAUUUUUAAAAAGGCCAUCCUGUUAUCCUUCAAUAGGUUGUCCAUUGCUGCUUGAUGAGGUCAUUAUCUGCCUUUUAUAUUUACCUGACCAAUUUGACAAUGUUAGAUCAUCUCCUGCUUGCUUGAAAUCUUGCUGAAAAGGUCCUUAUUUCCUUUUUCAUUUUAUUGUAUAUGGGUUAGGGUGGGAUAUCCUGUAGAUCUCAUUGUUUAUUUACCAAUUUGUACAUUAUUUGUUGUCCUUUACUAUUGUAUACAGUAAAUAUAGUUUGGUACUCUG
This is a messenger RNA of Dromaius novaehollandiae (emu), 1923 nucleotides long. RefSeq names its product small ubiquitin-related modifier 3. Gene Ontology annotation, cellular component: nucleus. NCBI's taxonomy places the organism in Eukaryota, Metazoa, Chordata, Aves, Casuariiformes, Dromaiidae. Bases 172 to 456 code for a protein of 94 amino acids. The record is from RefSeq and is a predicted model, not a curated record. The transcript has 4 exons. Gene Ontology annotation, molecular function: protein tag activity; ubiquitin-like protein ligase binding. Gene Ontology annotation, biological process: protein sumoylation.